AAAGUUAUCAGGAAGCAUGGCUACAAGAUUUUUUGUAACAAAGUUUCAUUUACAUCUACCACCAAAUAUUUCUUAUCAUGAAACACCUACCAUUCUUGGUAAUGUGCCCGAACUUGGCACUCGGAAAGACCCAAUCAUCAAGCUUCAUCAAGAAUCCACAACAUACUGGGUGUCAGAAGAAAUUAAAUUUCCUGUCAGUUAUGUUGAAGACAACAUUCAAAUCAGAUACAAAUAUGCAUUAAUUGGCAAAUCAUUUUUAUCAAGAAGAAGUGUUGAAUUUGAGGGUUUGGAUGAAACAGAUGAUCAAAUUCUAGAAAAUUUUACUGAAAACCAAUUUGAUGUUUGGAAUACUAGCAAUUCACAUAAAUUUUAUGAGGGAUUUAGAGAUUUUAGUUUCAUUAAAGUUAUACAUGGAUCUGUAACACAAGAAAAUUUUAAAAACCAAGUAAUGGAAUAUCAAAAACUACUAAAAAAAUAUCAUGAAUUGACUGUCACUUUUACUACGAUUGACUUUAUUAAGGAGUGUAUGCCAAUUAGUAAAGAAAAAGAAAAGAAACUUUUCUUGUGUGUUUUGCUUGGUUAUUUUAUUAAUGAGCAAAAAAACACUUCAAAAUUCAAUUUUUAUGAGUUGCCUAAUGACUUUGACUCAGGCACAUUAAUUGAUUCUUUGACAACUGUAUAUGAUAAUACUUUUCCAUCAAACACUAAUGAUAUUAUAAAACAAGCAGUUAAUCUUUUAAUCAGACAUAAUUUUAUCAAUGGUUCAUUUGAAUGGUGGAAAAUAUUUUCUGUUGCUGAUGUUGUUGAUCCAAAACAUGGCUUUCUUGAUGCUCUUGAUGUAAAAUAUAAAUCAAGAGAUUUGGAAUUGUUUCUUAAAAAUGUUGAGGAACAUGUCAAACCAUAUAUUGAUAAUAUUGAGGAUAUAGAUAUUUAUGUGAAGAUAGCUGAGCAUUUUUUACAAUUAUGUAAUGAUAUGCCAACUUUAUUAACAAUGUGGGAUAAUAUAAUUAUUCACAAAACAGACAGACUUCAACAAAUAUUCUUUGACAGUACCAAAAAUAAUCUUCCUCAGGACAACCCAUAUCAUUUGUAUCAACAAAUCGUAGCUCUUCCUGAAGAAAUGCAAAUUAAACAUUUUGGAAUAUUUUCUCAAAGAUGUUUAAGCAUGUUGAAAAAUUCAAGAAAACAAUGGGGAAUUGAGCAGAUUAAAUCUCUAGUGCUCCUUUUGAAACAAUUUAAAUGGGACAGAGAAGAAUUUCUUGAUGCACUUGAUAACAUCUCUAAAUCAACAGAUUUUAUCUUAUCUGAUAUUUAUCCUACAAUUGGUGUUAGGAUUGAUAUUUUUAAUUCAUUGGUAGAUUAUGCAGUCAAAAAAGUAAGUCAAUCAUCAGAAAAUGCUAUUUAUAAAGCAACAUGUUCAAUUGCUGAAUUUCCAGAACAAAUUUAUACAAGAUAUUUUCAUGUGGUGAUAAAAAACCUCAACAUUCCAAAUCAAUUAUGUGAACUUAUAAUGAUCUUUAUAAUGAAAAAAUUACAAGGUCAAAAUACUUUAAAUAUUUUACAUUAUAAACAAUCAAUUAAUGAUUUAGCAGAAUUAAUUUCAGAUGGAAAUAUUAAUUUCACAUUAUUGAAAAAAUUAAUUGUCAAUAAUGAUGAAAAUUUUAUUCGAUUUUUCAAUUCUGCAGUUUCUGAUAAAAAGUUUGGUUCA
Messenger RNA from Entrophospora candida, 1708 nucleotides. NCBI's taxonomy places the organism in Eukaryota, Fungi, Glomeromycota, Glomeromycetes, Entrophosporales, Entrophosporaceae. The record is from the annotation of a GenBank genome assembly.